AUGUUUCCUUUGCAAAGUCCACAGAUGCUGCAGAUGCUAGAGAAGUCCUUAAGGAAGAGCCUCCCCGAGUCCUUAAAGGUCUAUGGAACUGUCUUCCACAUAAACCAGGGGAACCCAUUCAAGCUAAAGGCCCUGGUGGACAAAUGGCCAGAUUUUAACACAGUAGUUGUGCGCCCUCAGGAGCAGGACAUGACAGAUGACCUUGAUCACUACACCAACAUCUAUCAAAUCUAGUCUAAGGAGCUCAAGAGCUGUCAAGAAUCUCUUGCCUUAUCAGAUGUCAUUAACUGGAAACAACAUUUGCAGAUCCAAAGUUCACAGUCCAGCUUGGAUGAGGUGAUACAAAGUCUUGCUGCUGCUAACUCGGUCCAGGUCAAGAGAACACAGUGCAUUCUGUACAUGAUGCCUCAGACAGCAAGGAAACUGGUGCCUUUCCUGGUGGAUACGAAGAACUUACGUCCUGAAUCUGGGGGACCCCAGAUCAAGAACCAAGAGAUGUUUAAACUCUCAUUGCUGGAUAUUACGCAUGCUGCUUUGGUGAAUAAAUUCUGGCAUUUUGGUGGCAAUGAAAGAAGCCAGAGAUUCAUUGAGCGCUGUAUCCUGGCCUUCCCCAGCUCCUGUCUUCUGGGGCCUGAAGGGACCCCUGUGUCAUGGGCUCUAAUGGACCAGACUGGGGAGAUGCGAAUGGCAGCCACUGUGCCUGAGUACCGGGCCCAAGGCCUUGUCUCCUAUAUAAUAUAUACUCAGACCCAGGUUCAAGAGAAGCUUGGCUUCCCUGUGUAUAACCAUACGGAGAAAGCCAACAAAAUCAUACAGAAAAUGAGUCAAAGUCUGCAUCAUGUCCCCAUGCCCUGUGACUGGAACCAGUGGAACUGUGCACCUCUGAAGCUGGCCUUCAACAGAAGCUAG
Molecule: messenger RNA, 909 nt
Organism: Marmota flaviventris (yellow-bellied marmot)
Lineage: Eukaryota; Metazoa; Chordata; Mammalia; Rodentia; Sciuridae
Product: glycine N-phenylacetyltransferase-like
Cellular component (GO): mitochondrion
Molecular function (GO): glycine N-acyltransferase activity
Source: RefSeq, a predicted model, not a curated record